GUUAAACGUAGCUCGAUUGAAUUCUCUAGGAUUGGACACUGUGACAACUGUACGAGGAAUUCGGUGAUUGAAAGAUGAAUGACAAUUGUAUGAGGGAUUCGGCGACUUGAACAAUAUGAAAGUAUAGAAAUAUCCAUGGAGAAUUGAUCACAGCAGCCUGCUACACCAUAGUCUUCAAACACAUUCUUCAAUAACUCACUCACCAAAGCCCUACAUCACCGCCUAAGACGCAACUCAACCAUCACCAUGGUCGCCUUCAACACCCUCAUCACCCUUGCUCUCACCCAACUCGCCAUCACCGUAUCUGCCGGUGACUGCAAAACCCACCAGCUCUACUGCGGCUCGACUCUUAAGUGGCGCGGUACGUCUCCCUCCCAUUCCCCCCACAUCCACCACUUUUCCUGCUGUUCACUUCCUAACACAAUCACAGGCUGGACCAACUCUGAAAUCCAGGGCAAGGUCCUGCAAGACACAUGGAACAAUGGCCAGUACCCUGCUGUCGACCAGAUCGACAAGUCCCUCUUCAAGUGUGCGGGACAAGGCAAGACGCUCGUUUGGGCUAAUGGACGUACCCCCUGUGGCAACUGUGUUGAUGGCGGAGCCGGCAAGCCCGACUACUGUGCUUAGAUUGCUCAAUCUUCCGAGUGAAAAAUGUAGUGUCUGGGGGAUUUU
Messenger RNA from Bipolaris maydis ATCC 48331, 672 nucleotides. RefSeq lists its product as uncharacterized. NCBI's taxonomy places the organism in Eukaryota, Fungi, Ascomycota, Dothideomycetes, Pleosporales, Pleosporaceae. The record is from RefSeq and is a predicted model, not a curated record.